This is a messenger RNA of Rosa chinensis, 456 nucleotides long. RefSeq names its product ribosome production factor 1-like. Gene Ontology annotation, cellular component: nucleolus; preribosome, large subunit precursor. Gene Ontology annotation, molecular function: rRNA primary transcript binding. The record is from RefSeq and is a predicted model, not a curated record. Gene Ontology annotation, biological process: maturation of LSU-rRNA; maturation of 5.8S rRNA. NCBI's taxonomy places the organism in Eukaryota, Viridiplantae, Streptophyta, Magnoliopsida, Rosales, Rosaceae. The transcript is spliced from 5 exons. The annotation marks the transcript as partial.
AAGAAGGAUGAGAUAUAUGGUGGCAGGUUAUUAGCGAGUUUGCAGUUGUUUGUUAGAAAUGAUGCGGAUGAGUUUAGUGCGGUUUUUAAGCGUGGAUCGAAUCCGAAGAUAUUGAUCACCACUUGCCGAUUUAACUCUUCUAGGGGUCCUGCUUUUAUAGAGGAACUACUUUCGGUGAUCCCAAAUGCGCAGUACUAUAAAAGAGGCACUUAUGACUUGAAAAAGAUUAUAGAGUAUGCAAAUAAAAAGGAAUUCACUUCUUUAAUUGUUGUUCAUACCAAUCGCUGGGAACCAGAUGCUCUCCUAAUUAUUGGCUUACCUAAUGGACAUACUACCCAUUUUAAGCUCUCAAAGCUUGUUUUACGGAAGGAUAUCAAGGGUGUGUUAACUGUCAUUUUCUUUCCUUAUUCUUUAUUUGGCAUGCCUGCAGAAUCAUGGAAAUCCAACCAGUCAUGA